Molecule: messenger RNA, 4375 nt
Organism: Gadus morhua (Atlantic cod)
Lineage: Eukaryota; Metazoa; Chordata; Actinopteri; Gadiformes; Gadidae
Product: collagen alpha-1(II) chain
Exons: 39
Coding region: 257-2686 (809 amino acids)
Cellular component (GO): extracellular matrix
Molecular function (GO): extracellular matrix structural constituent
Source: RefSeq, a predicted model, not a curated record
GGGUUACCAGGGCUAACUGGGCAUAGAGGGGCUGAAGGAAAGCCUGGUACACAGGGCCCUUCUGGAGGAACUGGCAGCAGCGGAGAUAGAGGAGCCGCGGGUUCUUCAGGCCUGGCGGGGGGGGAGCGGUGCGGAGGGCCCAGGGGGCUCUACAGGCCCCCCUGGAAGUCUAGGGCCUACGGGAAUACCAGGAUCCCAAGGAGAGAGGGGUUUCACAGGGAAGCCUGGCCUGGAGGGACCUCAGGGGCCCGUAGGCAUGAAUGGCUUCCCAGGGACAGUGGGCAUGCGCGGGACUACAGGGCACAUGGGAGAGAGGGGUGAGCCUGGUUUGAGAGGUCUAGUGGGCCCUAUUGGGAAGACCGGUCCUCCAGGACCAGCAGGACCCACCGGAGAGAGAGGUGUUGGUGGGCCGCGGGGCCGACUGGGAGACGGAGGUCCAAGCGGCAUGCCGGGCCCAGCUGGUGCUCCAGGGUUUCCAGGUCCUAAUGGGAUGAGGGGGAAGCUAGGACCCAGGGGGGGGCCUGGGACCGCUGGCCCACAGGGUCCUGAUGGCUCAGCAGGAAUAACAGGCCAGCAAGGUUCUGAUGGGCUUAUCGGGACGGCUGGGGAAAAGGGAGAGAAGGGUUUACCAGGACCUCUUGGAGAUGCAGGCCCAGUCGGACGAGGUGGACAGCAGGGCAACCUGGGCCUGUCGGGAGUUGAAGGCCCCCCUGGUCGUAAGGGUGACCAGGGAGACCCAGGUAAUCAGGGAAAGGGUGGUCCGCCCGGUCUCCUAGGAGACAGAGGGCUCCAAGGCCUGAAGGGAGAGCAAGGUCCAACCGGACCAAUCGGUAAAGAGGGAGACACUGGAUCCCCCGGUGAGACGGGGGGCGUGGGACCCGACGGGGACAAGGGUGAGGUGGGCCCCUAUGGGCUGUCAGGGAGAGAGGGCCCCUGGGGGCCCCAUGGAAAGAACGGUGAAGGGGGUCCUAAAGGAGAGAAGGGCUUCCUUGGAUUAUUGGGUGAGCCCGGGUUGCUGGGCGAGGUGGGGCCUGCAGGGCUGGCAGGGUUACAGGGAAUCGCGGGUACUAAUGGACCACCAGGUCUGGAUGGAUCUCAGGGACUGAAGGGAGACUCUGGAUCGUACGGGUUCACUGGACCUCCAGGGGUAGCAGGUCCUCGGGGGACCAAUGGAGAUGUUGGAGUCAGGGGAGACCAUGGGAAGCUUGGACCACCGGGUCAGGUAGGACAGACCGGGCCCAAGGGGCCUGUCGGAGCCAAAGGGGCCCCGGGACUGGAGGGACUGAAGGGAGAAUCAGGAGCACUAGGCCCACCUGGAGAACAGGGUGAAGAGGGUACACCUGGCAUCAGGGGACCCACGGGCUUACCUGGACUAGAGGGAACCACUGGGGAGGCUGGGGUUCCUGGAGCUCGAGGGAUACCUGGGCUUCAGGGAGCCAAAGGGGAAACGGGAGCAGAGGGGAUCAUGGGACUGAAAGGGGAAAAGGGAGAGAGUGUCAGCGAUGGCCCUGCAGGGAAGACAGGUCUAGCUGGAAGAAGAGGCAGGCGAGGCAAGGCGGGGUCACGAGGGACCAGAGGAGGUCGAGGAGAGAAGGGAGAAAAGGGGCAGACGGGUGCCAGCGGCCAUCAGGGAUGGACGGGUCUCAUAGGAAUCCACGGCUCGCGCGGCGAAGCUGGAGACCAAGGAGAGAAGGGGCAAGUGGGAGAGAAGGGAGAAAUGGGUUCACCGGGACCGGCCGGGACUGAUGGCCCCAAGGGUUUAAGAGGUCCAGUUGGGAUGCCUGGACCCGCGGGUAUCAAGGGAGAACAGGGACACAUCGGUCAGUCAGGGUCCAGAGGAACCUCUGGGAUGCCAGGACUUCCUGGUUUGUUUGGACUGAAGGGUUUGAAGGGCUACCAGGGGUUACCAGGGCAACAGGGAAGGCGGGGGCUCCCGGGACCCCCUGGGCUGCCCGGACCACCUGGACCCUCGCUGAACCUGACCUUGACACAGAUUAAGGACCUGAUGUACAUGUCAGACAAGCCCAACUACAACAUCCUCCAGAGCCUGCUGGAGUCCCUGAAGCAGGACCUGCGGCUGCUGCUGGACCCCCCCGACGGCUCCAAGGAGCACCCUGCCUCCACCUGCCUGGAGCUCUGGCUCUGCCACCCAGACUACCCCAGCGGGAUGUACUACAUCGACCCGAACCAGGGCAGUUACGCAGACGCCCUGCUGGCCUACUGCAGCUUCACAGACACGUCCAAGCAGACCUGCCUUCAUCCCAGAGACUCCCAGAUCCCUAUGAGGGCCUGGAUGGAAGACAUCCAUGACGAGAACUUCCAUUGGCUCAGCAGCAUGGAGCACGGCUUCCAGUUUGAGUUUGCAGGAGUCACGGUGGUGCAGAUGCGUUUCCUGCGGCUGCACAGCUCCUGGUCCAGCCAGAAGGUGACCUACUCCUGCCACCCGGGCCACAGGCUGGGCCAGGGGGAGCGCGACGUCAAGUUCCUGGCCGACACCAGGAAACAGAGCUUCCUAUCGACGCUCAAAGACUGUGUGCCCGGGGAGCAGAGUGCGCGCGGCCCCAGGGAGUCUGUGCUGGAGUUUGAGGACCUCCAGCUGCUCCCCCUCAGGGACAUGGCGGUGAUGGGAGGACACAACUUCACCCACCACUUCAGCUUCACCAUUGGGCCCGUGUGCUUCAGCUAGAGACACCGAGGGGUGGCCCGACGCCGUCACACAACGGAACCCACAGACUGUGUUCAGGCACCCCCCCUCCGCCCUCCACCACCACCACACGGGACACCUACAACAUGGAGAUCACCCCAAUAAGGGGACAACACGGGAGGCCUGUCCUCCAUUUUGUGAUCGCGUGUGGACGCCACUAUUCAUUUCCUCUUCCUUUUAUCGCAGAUUGCGUUUCUGCCAUUUUUCUACAAGGUCAAGGACAUAUCUUUUCAAUAUUGUUUACAGAGAUGUUUAUCUUGGAUUGAAUAAUUUAAAAUGGUUAUUGUUUUUGUUUGUUUGAUUUAUUUUAUAUAUAAUGGACUCCGUUCCAGCCCUCUGCUAUAACAAUCCCUUUGUAUAUAGAGUUCAGAAUGCCCCAACUGGUCUGUUAACAACGUGUUCACGCACUGCAAAUACUCCUCCUCUGGCGCCCCUCGAUAAGGCCAGUGACCAGAUCAUAACGAGCGCUCCACUGCCCAAGGAUGACUUGAACACUACAGCCAAUGAGUUGUCUGUGUCAGUGCUUUUGUUCCAAGGUGCUAAGAAACGGGCACUUUGUAUUCUGGCAGAAAGGGAACGGCCAUAUUAAUCGUAUGCAUAAACUUGAAGUUGUCCAACGUAUCUCUUUGUGGAUAAACUCCCCUAGCUUUCCUAUACCAGGCUAUACUCUGAUCCGGUUUAGCAGUGUAUUUCACGUAUUGCUACUUUUUUACCUCCAUAAUUGUAUAUACUUCUCAUCUCAGGUAUGCUACUUCAUAUGAUACGCACGUUAACACUGAUGCCUCUGCACGCCACACAAGUUUAUUCGGCAACUCAUAAAUCAUCAACAGAAGUUGUCCAACACGGUAAAACUCCACCAUAUUUUACUAGUUUUCUUGUCAAGUUUGCGAGUUCACUUGUAAAAUGUGCACAUGAAAUUCUAAAACAUAAAAAGUUAUUGUAUUCUUCGCUGAGGGCAAACACUUUAAAGGGUCCUGUUGUACCGGUGAUAAACUGGUAGGCGUAUCGAUCACAUCAAACAUCUGGGUGGACCCUCCAAUUUAGGAUCUCACUAAAGGUGGAGAUGUUGAAAGGAAUUGUAGUGGAGAGUAAAAGUCACACCUUUUCCUCCUGAAUGAUCAUCAACAUCAAGAUUAUUAUUACAUUACUAUAAACAGAACUAGGUCCUGUUUCUGAUUGGUCAGCUCAGUUAACUGCACAGACUCCAGAGGACAAGGCAGACGAGAUGGUCCGAGGAAGGAAGCAGAAAAGGAUGACAGUUUUUAUCCUUCCAUACAAAAAUUAUUUUGGAUAAAUUACAAAAGUAGUUGAGCACACAAGUCUUGUUCCUCCAUCUCCCAUCUGAAUACUGAACCAUGUUUUGUUUAAAUUGUUGCAAAUGGCUUUUGGAACAAGACAGGCUCGGCAAUUCUGUUGGUUACACAGCUCUGCUGCCAUGUUGCUACAAAAGCCCUCAAAGUUUUAAAUAGGUGGUUCUUCAUUUAUUCUUUGUAUUUGUCUUUUUUUUUAUAUCAGCAUAUGAUUGCCUUAGCUGGCUGAGACUGAUCAUUGGUACUUAAUACUGACCCUGUUUGUAUAAAUCAUAGUGAAGUGAAUUCAUGCUGGACAUUUGUCUUGUCAUUAAAAACAAAAAAAGAACUAUACGGUUGAAUAAAAAUAUUUCGAUCUCUA